AUGGGGAAACCACCAGGAAUGAAUCGCUCCUUCAUUAAGGUUUUGGUAGCUUUACUUACAUAUUUCAUGGAGACGAGCAACUUUAGAGUUGUGGAUGCCAAGGAGCACGAUUCCAGAUCAUCCUCCAACCUGUCUCCAUCAGACUUUCUGGACUCACUCAUGGGUCGCACGUCCGGGUAUGAUGCACGAAUAAGACCGAAUUUUAAAGGUCCACCAGUUAAUGUUACCUGCAACAUAUUUAUCAACAGCUUUGGUUCUAUAGCAGAAACUACAAUGGAUUACAGAGUGAACAUCUUCCUGCGGCAGAAGUGGAAUGACCCUCGGCUGGCGUAUAGCAAAUACCCAGAUUCCUCCCUCGACCUGGACCCGUCCAUGCUGGACUCCAUAUGGAAGCCUGACCUCUUCUUUGCCAAUGAGAAAGGAGCAAACUUCCAUGAUGUCACCACAGACAACAAGCUGCUGAGGAUUUUUAAGGAUGGGACUGUCCUCUACAGUAUCAGGUUGACUCUCAUUCUGUCUUGCCCGAUGGAUCUGAAGAACUUUCCGAUGGAUGUGCAAACUUGUACAAUGCAGCUGGAAAGUUUUGGCUACACCAUGAAUGACUUGAUCUUUGAGUGGCUGGAGAACGGUGCAGUGCAGGUGUCAGAGGGGCUCACCCUGCCUCAGUUCAUCAUGAGGGAAGAGAAGGAGCUCGGCUACUGUACCAAACACUACAACACUGGUAAAUUCACCUGUAUUGAAGUUAAAUUCCAUCUCGAGCGCCAGAUGGGCUACUAUCUGAUCCAGAUGUACAUUCCUUCCCUCCUGAUUGUCAUCCUCUCAUGGGUGUCUUUUUGGAUCAAUAUGGAUGCUGCUCCUGCCAGAGUGGCACUGGGCAUCACCACUGUGCUAACCAUGACCACCCAAAGCUCGGGCUCUAGAGCUUCUCUUCCAAAGGUCUCUUACGUGAAAGCCAUUGAUAUCUGGAUGGCUGUGUGUCUGCUCUUUGUAUUUGCUGCAUUGCUAGAAUAUGCUGGGGUUAAUUUUGUCUCCAGGCAACAGAAAGAGUUCCUUCGCCUGAGGCGAAGACAAAGGAGGAAUCACAAGGAUGAGGAUAUGCGUGAAGGCCGCUUUAAUUUUGCUGGCUACAAUAUGACCCAGUGUCUGCCAACGAAGGAUGGCUCAGCUGUUAAGAACGCUGCUCCAGCUCCAAACCCUCAACCGUCAGUCCCAAAAGACAUAGACACCAUGAGGAAGAAGUUUGUGGACAGAGCCAAGAGGAUAGACACUAUCUCCAGGGCUGCCUUUCCUCUGGCCUUCCUCAUCUUCAACGUCUUCUACUGGGUUACCUACAAGAUCAUCAGGCACGAGGACAUCCACAAGAAGUAAAGACUUUACCCUCGACAAAUAAUAUUUAUUUUUCAUUUCUCAGAUUGAGAAAUGCUCAGAAAGCACAGUGA
Seriola dumerili (greater amberjack) is the source of this 1439-nucleotide messenger RNA. RefSeq names its product glycine receptor alpha 2 (gene glra2). NCBI's taxonomy places the organism in Eukaryota, Metazoa, Chordata, Actinopteri, Carangiformes, Carangidae. The coding region runs from base 1 to 1368 and encodes 455 amino acids. Gene Ontology annotation, molecular function: transmitter-gated monoatomic ion channel activity; glycine binding; chloride channel activity. Gene Ontology annotation, cellular component: plasma membrane; synapse; neuron projection. The record is from RefSeq and is a predicted model, not a curated record. Gene Ontology annotation, biological process: nervous system process; regulation of membrane potential; signal transduction. The transcript has 9 exons.